Molecule: messenger RNA, 3150 nt
Organism: Paramuricea clavata
Lineage: Eukaryota; Metazoa; Cnidaria; Anthozoa; Malacalcyonacea; Plexauridae
Source: the annotation of a GenBank genome assembly
GUCCACCCCGCAUACAAAGGCACGUUUUUUGCUGGCUCCCCGUUUUUGGCCUACCAACAAGACAACUAGAAUUAUCGCAAAAGUGAGGCCGUUUCUCUUAAAUAUAAUUUACGGGUUGGAGAGUAGGUUCUUUUCCUUUAUGCUUUUAUGGCUCUAAAAAGAAUACACAAGGUACAGAAAUACGCUCGCUUGGACGAACAGUUCGCACUUCCGCGAAGCUUGGGAAGUGUGUUGUGUGAUUUUAUGAUGAGGCCAGUUUUGUGCAUCGUAGCGCUUGGAAAACACGCAGUAGUCGACGCAGACUUUAGAGUAUCAUCCACUCUUGUUGUUUGAUUGAUAAGUAUGCUUUUAUGACAGGUUUUCUUCUGUCUGUAGGAAUUACAAGACUUAGGACGAGAUCCUCCUGCUCAAUGUUCCGCCGGCCCCGUUGGCGAUGACCGUAAGUUUUUCAAUUUUUUUAAAGACAUUCACAGCUGAGAGGCAGUAAAACUGUGCUAGAAUACAACGUACAGAUACUACAAUUACUGUUAUUUGCUUUUGUGGCCUUUAUUUCGUGUUUUAAUGGCCAUAAAAGUUCGUUUCUGUUUCAACAAUAUGUGUCUUAUUUUACAACAACUUGGGUAUGGCGAAUGACGUUUGUCAUUUACAGACCUGUUUUCUCUUUUAGUUUUUCAUUGGCAAGCGACGAUAAUGGGUCCGGUGAGUGUAUAUAUAUGUUUCCCAAAGUUUUGAACAAAUGUACAAAAGUUUAAAACGUUUUUCAUGUGUAUAUUAAUGUUCUUCUUUUGUUAUGCAACAGCCUGACACGCCAUUCCAAGGGGGUGUCUUUUUCCUGACAAUUCAUUUUCCUACAGACUACCCGUUUAAACCACCGAAGGUAAGCGGAAAUUUAAUAAAAAACACGAAUAUUUGGGUAAAACAACAAUAUAUGUGUGUUAUGACUUAUAUGUCAUUGACUAUACUCAUUAAUGAAGUGCAUGAUAGCUAUAAUGCUUUUGGCUUUGUAAGCAUUUUUUAAUAAAAGCAUUUUACUAUGCAAAAUUCUCAGCAAGAAAUUGUAACAAAUAACCAGUGACAUGACAUAGUUGUGAUGCCUGUGCCCUAGUGGAAAGUUUGUCCCUCGCAUGCCAAAGAUUUUAUACCACCUGGUGUUUUCUGACUUUUGUAUGCCAGGUAGACUAAAAUCAUGUAUGCCAACCUGGCAUAAAAACACCUUUGCGGCAUGCCGGCUAUAUAUUCGGCAUCACAUACAAACCUCCCAGUAUUGGGUUUCCAGGAACUGUCACAUGCUAGUCUGGGGAGUGGUGUUCCCAGAAAAAGGGGAGGUUCCCCUUGUCGAAUAUGAUCGGAGUAGUCAUAUUGUUUGGUUAACUCAUUAAGUUGCAUUGUGUAAAAACAAAGUAAAAACGUGUAAAAAUAAAGCUUUCAUUGGUAGUGAUGAAACUGCCUGAAAAAUACCAAGGGAAUUUUGACGUUUCGAGCGAAGGCCCUUCGUCUAGAGUUACUCAUACACCCUACUAAUAUUAUUUUACUCUGGCUAAUGAAUAUUGUCAGUUGGUAAAUUUGUUGGUUCACAUUUAGCAGAUAUUUUUCAAAAAAUAUUUGUAGUACGUAUUCCGAAUUGUUUAUUGUGCCUCCAAAGAAAUACAGAACACGAAAUGUAUUUUACAAUUUAAUAGAACAUUUUCUAUAAUGAACUAUAAUCACAACUUGCUGUUUUUAAAAUCCCAAGUCACAGUCACAGUAACAGUAUUUUAUCCCACUCCCCCCUGUUUUCUCGCAUGUGUUCAGCAAUCCCCUACAAACUCUAAAUGUCCAUUGUUGUCCUCCAAAAUACAUUAAAUGUCUAAACCAAAAUAACGUCAAUUUCCAAACAGUAAGUUGAUAAAUAUUGACAGAUGUUAGGGAGUAAAAUAAUGAAAGGACAUUGUAUUUGUGAGCAUUGUAAUAAAAUUUUUUUGGUUUUUACUUUGUCAGGUGGCUUUUACAACAAAAAUUUAUCAUCCAAAUAUAAACAGUAAUGGCAGUAUUUGCCUUGAUAUUCUGCGAUCACAGUGGAGUCCUGCUUUAACUAUUUCAAAAGGUAUGUUGUGCAUCGUCAUAAAAAUGUUGAUAGUUCUAGAUUACCCCUACAUGUGCUAACUUUUACAAUUAUUCCACAUAGUUCUUCUCUCGAUUUGUUCACUGUUAAACGAUCCUAAUCCUGAUGACCCGCUAGUUCCAGAAGUAGCCCGACUGUACAAAACCGAUAGACAGAAAUACAACACCACAGCAUCAGAGUGGACGAGAAAGUAUGCCAUGUGAUAGCACAAUGCUGUCUUAUAUAUGGUUGUCGUCUUAAAUAUCUCAGACUUUCGAGAAAUAACAUUUAUAUUGUUGGUGGAGGUUGUAUAAUUCUCAUGUAUUAUUUUUGAAUAUGCUUGCAAACCUUUCUUGUCUGUGACCAUUUUAUUUUGCCCUGCCUUUGAACUAUUAAUCUCCAUUUUCUCCGGCAAACAAAUUAUGUAGACUACUAAACAAAUUUACAAAAGGCAUGGGUUUAAAAUGGGAGGGACAACAGAGUAGUGACUUGUAAUUAAUAGAGACAAUUUGAACAACUGUAGUUAAUUUUAAUAUUGUGUUAGGGUGUUAUUCAGAAAUACAUGUCUAAGUUCAUUGUAAGUUUCCAUAGUGAUGUAUAUUUUUGUCUGACAAAAGCAAUAGACCUUAUGCAUAAUGACGUCACAAGGCUUGAUGCCCGCAUGGAAUGCUGGUCUUGUAGUCAUCGCCCUGGAAAAUUAAACAAUUCAAAAUGGCCACUAUCGAAAUUUUCCCGGGCGAUGGCUACUAAGACCAGCAUUCCUCGCGGGCAGCAAGCCUUGUGACGUAAUUAUGCAUAAGGUCUAUUUGGGUAAUAUCUCUACUUCCAAACCUCUGCUUUUAAUAGGAAUACACCCUUCUGGAUUUCACGUUGCAAAUAGAAACUUGUUUUCCUGUGUAUGUAGUGACCUUUGCUAAAUUGUGAAAACAAGACUCUGUUGCCAAGGUGACAUGCUGUCCAGAAGUGUGUAUUGUAUUUAUAAAUUUUCUUAAUUUUUCCUAUCCUUCCAUAACUAUGUGCAACAAUAAAGACAUGGCGAAAAUGUAAAUAAACUUUUUCACAGCCCUAGU